GGUGGUUAGAGCAGCUGUUACUAUGGUUAAGGACUGUAGCCACAUGGUGCUUGGCCAGGUGUCACGGUCUGAACCUGAACUUUCAAUUCACGUGACAUUGUGGCUUAAUCACACAAACUCUACAACAGAGGAAUUUGAACAAACAGUCUCAUAUCCACCGAAAAAGAGAUUUAAAUCGGCUGUGUGGGAGCAUUUUAAUGACUGACUGAAGACAACAGAUGGAAAGCAUGCAGACAUAAGUCAUGUAAAGUUACACAUCCUACAAAUGGGACCGGAUGUUCUACUUAGUCAUCCAAAAACCAACUAGUGAGUUAAUAUUUUUUAGCUGUGGUGCUUUUAAAAGGAUGAAUCGAGAGAUGCAACUUUUAGUAAUGUUUAAGCAAGCUGACAGCACGUGGUACAUAUGCAUGUUGUAGAGCGCAACAGCCUGGUUCCGGAAGUAAAAAUCACAAUAAAUCUGAAAAAAAAAAAUAAUAAUUCCAUAGACUAAUUGAUUUUCAACGAUAAUUUAUAAACAUUUCAAGACAGACCUACCUUGAGCUCAGAGGUUGUUCGUCGAUGAUAUAUAGCUUCUGUUGAAGCCAUCCGUCUGCAUUAUUUCAAUUUCAUUGUUUAUAUAGCGUGUUUAAUAGAGGAAUUCCUGGUACAUUAGUCAAGUCAAUUCAAGUCAAUUUUAUUUGUAUAGCGCCUUUCACAACACACAUCGUUUCAAAGCAGCUUUACAGAAUAUCAGAAUUAACAGACGAUAAGACUGUAAUGUCUAUAAAGUCGAUGAAUCAUCAUUGUGUAAUUUAGAUAAAAUAUGAUUUUUAAUAGUGUUUAAGAAUAAUUAAAUGAUAAUUGUAUUAAUAACUCAUGGUACUGCAGAGAAAGCUUCACUAAUCAGAGAACCGCGGCCAAUUAAGCCCCCAAAAUUUGCCUCUGAGCGACAGCACAAUCCCAUGUCGCACUGUGAGUGACGGAAUCGAGUCGGUCUCCCAUUAAACUUAAACUACUUAUCUAAUGGUAUACAGUAUAUAAGAAUAUUUUGCAAUAAAGGUAAAAUGUAUUGCUUCUAUACUUAUAAUCAACAAACAAAAAUCAGUAGUUUAUAUAUUCCAAUAGUUUUUUAUUCAAUAACAUCAUUCGCAAUGCUUCAUGGGAUUGUAGUUUGUACCCUCGUAAAAGACAGUAAGUAUACAGUACCUUUGUCAUUAUUUCAAGCUUGAGUCGAUUACACUUGAAAUCAUGAUCGUGUCUAGAGACCACAAUGGCAAGAUGUACAGUGUAAAAGGAGUUGCACUUUGUCCUUACCCAAAAGAGAUUGGAUCGCUUCAGAAGACACUGAUUAACCACUGGAGACGUAUGAUUACAUUUAUGCUGCCUUUGUGCUUUUAUGAGCUUCUAGGUUCUAGCCAUCAUUCACUUGCAUUGAAUGGACCAACAGAGCCAAACUAUUCUUCUAUAUCUUCAUUUGUGUUCUGCAGAAGAAAGAAAGUCAUACACAUCUGGGAUGGCAUGAGAGUAACUGAUGAGAGAAUACAUUUUUUGGGUGAACUAUUCCUUUAAGUUUAAAGAUCAGUGAUGAGGAGCAAGGUUAUGACCUGGACCUCUUCUGCAUACCAAAACAUUAUGCAAAUGACUUGGAACGAGUGUAUAUUCCACAUGGACUCAUAAUGGACAGAACCGAACGUCUGGCCAGAGACAUUAUGAAGGACAUGGGUGGGCACCAUAUUGUGGCUCUGUGUGUGCUCAAAGGGGGCUACAAGUUCUUUGCUGACUUACUAGAUUACAUCAAAGCCCUCAAUCGUAACAGUGAUCGUUCCAUUCCUUUGACGGUGGACUUCAUUCGCCUCAAGAGUUACCAAAAUGACCAAUCUACAGGUGAAAUCAAAGUGAUUGGUGGAGAUGAUCUAUCUACUCUCACAGGGAAGAACGUCUUGAUUGUUGAGGACAUAAUUGAUACCGGGAAAACAAUGAAGACCUUGUUAGAACUUCUCAAGCAAUAUAAUCCAAAAAUGGUAAAAGUGGCCAGUUUGCUUGUGAAGAGGACACCAAGAAGUGUCGGCUACAGACCAGACUUUGUGGGAUUUGAGGUUCCUGACAAAUUUGUGGUUGGAUAUGCACUUGACUACAAUGAGUACUUUAGGGAUUUAAAUCACAUCUGUGUCAUCAGUGAAACGGGAAAGGAGAAGUACAAAGCAUGAGAAACCCUGAACUUCCCCCUCUAGCUGUGUAUCAUUUGUUUUAAAUAGAUGUCUUUUAUUUUAUAUCCAUUUUGUAUUUUUCAGAAGCGCAGCUCACCACUCAGGGUCUCUGGUGGGGUGAGUGCUGUUAAUGUACCUUACAUUUGAAUUGGCUUAUACCUCCACACGCACCCUGCUAUCAAACACAUUAGUAACUGCAAACACUCUCAGUCCCUUAGAAUUGUGGUCUUAAAACUACUGCUCUCAGUUCCUUAAAAUGGGUGCUUAAAACAACCAUUUAAUAAACAUUUGUGUAAGAGCCAAUAAUUCCUUUAAAUUAUUAUUACAAUUUGUGUGUAAAAUUAUGGGUUGAUGUUUAAAGAUUAGAUUUGGAUAAAUCCAAUUAUAUAAAUAAAAUAAUACAGAUUUGUAGGUUAUCUUGCUUUGCUUUUCAAUAUUUUAAAGAACAUACAAUUUGGGAAUUUGCUCAGAUGGCAAAGGGAAAACAUGAAUAAGACUAUUUGCAAUGUACUCUAUCAUGACAUGUCACUGUAAUAUGCACCCUGACAUACAAAAAAUAUUUUCCGCAACCACAUUUAUUCUUAAAAGCCAAAUAUCACAUCCUUAUGUUCUCUCUUUAUUUGGAAUGUUGUUAAUUAUGCAUGCCAUAUUUUUUUGUGUCCAAUUACUAAAGUUCUGGUUUAUAAUUAUGUAAAUGAAUUAGCAAAAAAAAAAAAAGAUGCCUUAUAUGGUUGUAUGACCACUUAUGCUACAGAUAAAUUCUGUAAUGAAGAGAAUGAUCACAAUGUAACAAUAAUGCUGUGAACUCACCAUUGUGCAGCAGCCUGUCAAUCAUCAACUUUCUGAUUAAAUUAUUCAAAGUA
This is a messenger RNA of Xyrauchen texanus (razorback sucker), 3049 nucleotides long. Its product is annotated as hypoxanthine-guanine phosphoribosyltransferase. Gene Ontology annotation, biological process: IMP salvage; guanine salvage; GMP salvage. The record is from RefSeq and is a predicted model, not a curated record. Lineage: Eukaryota; Metazoa; Chordata; Actinopteri; Cypriniformes; Catostomidae. The transcript is spliced from 9 exons. Gene Ontology annotation, molecular function: magnesium ion binding; hypoxanthine phosphoribosyltransferase activity. Bases 1656 to 2186 code for a protein of 176 amino acids.